CUCCCCCUCCCGAGCGCUGCUGCUGCUGCUGAUGCCGCCGAGCCGGCUUCUCUGGAACUGCGCUUCGGAGCACUCCUGUCUACACGCACGCUCACCCCGCUUCGCCUCGCUACCGCGGACCAAAGCGGGGUAAUUCUUCCGUUUCCUCCGCGAAAAAAUCCGAAGGGAGACGAACCAAUGUAAAGUUAUAAUUCGGGCGGGAAGGAAUUUUUUUUUUCAAAAAAAAAAAAAGUCCAACUGACAAAAUGGCGACGAGAAGAGCCUGUUACUAUGGCAACUGUCAAUCACGCCGAAAGAGCCCCGCCCCUCCCAGGCGGGAAUCCGCGCUGAUGGAGAGGAGAGGAACGGCCGAAGGCGGGGCUUGGUCGCCUUGGCGACUGCUGCUUCAUUCCCUUCCCCGCCGUCCGGUGAUAUUAUAAAUUCCGAGGCACGCACCGCUCUUGCUGUCAUUAGCGCCUUCUCGGAGAAGGCUCUGGCUCGCUGCGGUUUUUCUGGGGGAGUCCGUUCGGGAAAGGAGCCGGGGAGCGGCCCGAUGCAUUCUCGGAGACUGCUCCAAGGUUACAGGGAGGUCCGCGGGCCUCAGCGCUACCAAAUCUGUGUUGCGAGGACCCAAUACGGUUUGUGUUCGUCUGCUUUCGCAUUUGGACCUGCCUCGGUGGGAAGCGACCUCGGGAAGAAGACACAGAACCACAAGGCAGGAGGGUGCAGCGCAUUCGGGAUGUACGAGUCAAUUGGCGAAGCGACCUACAAGCUGGAGAGGAGGAUGCCUAAUUUCUAUACACAUAGGACGCUCGGGGCGCUUAAACAGAUCUGCAUUGCUGUUCUCAGCCAAAUUAAUGUCUAGUAUAAGUUUCCGUGAGUUUCCAGACCUAAUACAGAAGCUAAUCUGAGCCUAGUGAAAUAUUUUUGAGUGGCCUACCUAUGGCAAAACAGGAAUGCCAUACCUUCUCACACAUACACCUGCAUUGUCAGAUGUUAAGAACAACCGGAAAGCAUGUGGACAACUAAUUUAACUUUUGUUCAGUCUUCUUUCUCCAAGUCCAAAAGACUCCCUCCAAUUUCUUAGAUAUGAAUUUUUAUUUAUUUAUUUAUUUUACAGAAUGGCAUUCAUGGUAUAAAUCAUUUCAACAAUUCAGUCUUUGACUUUCUGCUCAUAGGCCAAUCUGCAAUGCCUUCCUCCAAUUAACUAUUUUUUUAUUUGCUUGCCAAUUUUUUGGUGUGUAAAUAUGAACACAGGCCAUCAAAUAAGUGCAUGAUGCAUUAUACAUCAGUUUCGCUCACUCAACCUGCAGCCAACCCAUUUUAGCCUGGAUGUGAAGAAUUACUUAUGAACUUUAACUACAGUGAAGCAGAGCAACAUGGUCUUUUAGAAUCACUACCUCAAAAAACUUAAUAAUUUAGUUGGUUAGUCUUAGCUAGAUCUGCUAUAACUAAGGUAAUGUUUAAAGAAGAGAAUGAUGGUGCAAGUUGAAGAAUACAUCUAUUUAGGACAAAAAGUAUAUAUAUUGGGGAGAGAAAAUUAAACAGUGGAAAUGAAGAGAGGAGUAAAACAAUCAUGGGCAGCCUUUGAAAAACUCAGCUUCAUAAUGAAACAAAAAUAUCUCCUUAGAUUUUAAGGAGUUAAAUACAGUCAUACCUCGGGUUAAAUUUGCUUCAAGUUGAGCGAGCUCGAGUUGCGCUCCGCGGCAACCCGGAAGUAACAGAGUGCGUUACUUCCGGGUUUCGCCGCUUGCGCACGCACAGACGCUCAAAAUGACGUCAUGCGCAGAAGCGGCGAAAAGCGAUGCGCGCAUGCGCAGACGUGCUAUCACUAGAUGCGUUACCUCUACUCUAGAUGCGAAUGGGGCUCCGGAAUGGAUCCCGUUCAUAUCUAGAGGUACCACUGUAUGGGCAUAUUACCUGUAAUGUUACAGUGUGGAGAACUGAACCGUGACACAAAGAAACAUGAACAGCUUAAGAAUAACACCUAAGUCAAAAGAUAAUAUAUAUAAGUAGAGUAGAUAAGGCAGGAAUGGGGAAUCGGAGGUAUUUCAAAUACUGCCAUGCAACUCCCACCUGGUAUGACUAAUUGUCAAGGAUGAUGAAUAUUUUGGUCCCACAAUGUCUAGUGGCCUGUAGAGUUCCCAUCCCAUUUAAAGGCUUUUGGUCAGAACCCAACAGGAUUCUACUUCUUAAAUGCACAAGAAUAUGUUUGUCAAAUAUUUUAGUGGAAUUCAUACUUCUGGGAGAGCUUGAUGACCCACAAAUCUCCUUUGAGUUCUCUGGCUUUCCUUUUCCUUCCUUUUCAUUUGCACACAUGGCACAAAUAUUGCCUUAUAAAUGGACUACCAAUAUGUUCAUCUGCUAAAGUUCUGAAGUAUAUUAAACCCUAUUAAAAUAUAUUAUCAGAUUAAUCUGCUGCUAGUGCUAAGCAAGCCUACUGGUAUAUUCAAAAUCUUUUGAAGACUCAAGUGCCAUUAACAACACAGUAUACCACUUUAUACCCACCAUGAAAUUCAUGAAAAGAACAUUCCAUAUGUAAAAUAAACUGCACGGGUACUCUUCGAAGUGUUCCAGUUCUUCAAGACUGGUACUCGAAAUACUUAAUGCUUCCUUUGGAAGAAUUGAAUGGUAUAACUUAAAUGGAUAAAAACCAUAUAAAUUGUGCUUUGCUACUAUUUAGCAAAGAAAUUAGUAAUGGUAGAACAAAUAACUUGUUGUUUCAUAAAGUUAAUGGGGUUGAAGUGUAGCAGAAGUCUCCGAUAAGUAUUUUUAAAGUUAACAUGUUAACUUUCAAGUGCAUGCUUAUUGGAAACAAGUCCCAUUGGAUUCAGUGGGACUUUUCCAAAUCUGAUUAAGAUCUGACUGCUAUUCUUACAUCAGGACAAUGCUCCAACCCAAAGAUUUAUAACACCAAAAGUUAAGUACCUACAACAAAGUUUACCAACAAUGUGCAAAAUCACUAUUCUGGCAUUGCUGCAUUGUAUGAUUCGGAUCAAACUUGUAUUUACUCAGAAGUAAGUCCAUUUGAAUUUAAUAAGGUUGCUAAAUCAUGUUUAUGUUUAGUUAGAUGUAAGUAUCAUUGAGUUUAAUGACUUCACAUAGAUUGCAGCUUAACUCCAAAGUAGAUGUCCAUAGGACGGCAGCCAUGCACUCAAUCCUAUUGAUGUGUAAAAAUAUUCCACUAAGGUUCAAAUUUACCCCUUAUUUUAAAUUACUAGGGUUCUAGGUUAAAUGUAAUAAUGAUCAGCAGUGAGAAAUAGUGUAGGAAUUUAAUGUUACAGGGUUAACUUCAACAUAGUUUGUAACAUUUUCAUUUUUUUUCUUAAUUCUUAGAUUAACAUUGAUACAACUGUUUCGGGUGCAAAAUGCUUUAUUGCAAUUGCUAUCAUUAUUUGUAAGAAUGAGAUUCAUAAUACUAUAAAAUGCUUUUAGCAACCUUAUGUUAAAUUAUUGUGCCCAACAUGCAAAGGAUUCGUUAUUAAACGGCACUGGAAUUAUUUUUUAAAGAUUCAAACAUGAAACAGCCAAUAGUCUGCCAUUUGAAAAAUACUAAAUAUGGAAAUUUAUGAGUCUUCAACAGCUGUUAUUUCAAAACCUAUGGGAAUCCAAGUAGUUCUGCAGCAGAUAUGGCACUCCACUAAUAAGCCUGUUAAAUGAAAGUGAUUCCCAUUUUAAAACAUGGAUUUGUCCCAAGCAAACCAUUUGAAAUUGUUUUCAAACACAAUUAAUGAUUCCUUCAGUUUUGUUUGUGAAAGUAUACAAAGAAUCUCAUGGCCUUAGUCCCAUAAUAGCUCACCUGAGUCAAGUCGCUAGGAUGACAAAAUGUUCCAAGAGAAGAAUGCUCCUUUCAGGGUGCAAUCUGCCCAUGCCCUCUUCCAGAAUAUUCCAUUUCAUCCUUCUUCACUGAUUCUACACCCCUCAACAAAUACUCAGCAUUCUGUGGCCACUGAAUAUGCUCAAUCCUCAUUGGGAUGGCUUAUUUUAGUCUCUACCCCUUCAGAUCUAGUUCUUUAGAACCUUAUGAGUUUCCCUUACGCCUGCUGAAUCCUCAAUUACAGGCAUCUCCCCACUUACACAGGGGUUAUGAUCUGGGGCCCUAUGCGCAUAAACAAAAAUCGCAUAAGUGAGGAGCACCCUAUAAACAUCUCUUAAAUGCCCUCUCUGCUGCUCUCGCCCCAAUCCAGACCAAAAAUAUUGUAUCCAAAAAUAUCCACAACUAGAAUUGAAGUGCUGGGGCCAGCUGGAGACGCACAGAAAAGAGGCUGCUGUGCUACUGUAUGCACCAGCUAUUAGGCUGGGAAGCUGAGCAGCCUAAACAAAGCCUCCCUGUGCCUGUGGUCACAUUAGGGCUUCCUCUGCCCUCACUUAUGGGGAGGGACUCCUUGAGUGCCACAAGGGCCCUCCAGCUCUCUCCCACUGUUUGCAGGUUUGAACUGAAUUAUUUAUUUCCUAGCAUUGCACAUAGGUGGGGACAUGCCCAUACUUAAUGUGUUUGCCAAACAACAUAUCAGAUAAGUCUGAUAUGAAAAAAGGAGGUUCUUAGAAGUUUCAUUUACUAACACAUUUUUCUCCUUUUACAAUACAGUGGUACCUCAGGUUAAGUACUUAAUUUGUUCCGGAGGUCCGUUCUUAACCUGAAACUGUUCUUAACCUGAAGCACCACUUUAGCUAAUGGGGCCUCCUGCUGCUGCCAUGCCGCCGGAACACGAUUUUUGUUCUCAUCCUGAAGCAAAGUUCUUAACCUAAGGUAAUAUUUCUGGGUUAGUGGAGUCUGUAACCUGAAGCGUAUGUAACUCAAGGUACCACUGUAUUAAACCGAGCUAUUGUUUCAGUCAAGUAUUUGUAUCUUGAUUAAUAUUGUUAAUUUGAACCAAGAGCCUCAUGCCAUUGCCCAAGGGUUGGAAUAGGUUUAGCCAAGUCAUUGAUCUUGGACCAGAUCACCAGAUCACAGAGCCCUCUUCAGGUACAGAAAAGGAUACACAACGUCCUCUGGUUGGGAAUGAAGCCUCUGAAUAGUGCACUAAUUUCCAGACCUAGAUCCAGCUCAGAUCCUAGCCUCUGAUUUAAGCGUCAGUCUUCAGCUUCAAUUCCUAGGUUGGAGACAAUUAUAUAGUCCUGGUUUAUCAACUUGCACAGCACCUAAGGCUCAAACACAGCCUUGUGGUUAUCACUACAGCAAUUGGACAUCAUAAUCUUGCUAAAGUUAGUUGUGUGACUUAGUCCCAGUGCUUUUUUCAGAGGGUGCUCAAUGGUAUGCAGUACCGGCAUCUCUUUUUUGUUGCUAAAAACUGUGGCACUUACUGUAACAACUUCAUGGUGACUACCGAUACCUAUUUUUCUAGGAAAAAAGCACUGAGUGUGACAACUUUCAAGAAUGGUUGGUCACUGAAUAUUUUGGCUGGAGUUUGAACCAAAUUACAUAUAACAAUGGGAUUUGAAUUAAUUGCAACUAAUUUGUUCAACUGCUUUUAAUGGGAUAAAGUCAUUGUUACCUUUUUAGCAAGAGAAAGGAGCCAGUAGCUUUAGAUCUGCAGUAGCUUAUUAGUUCCCAUGAGUGUUAUUUUGGUGGAGCUGUGUGCAUUCCAUAUUUUGAUAUUCCACAGGAAAAUAGGUUCCCAGCUGCCACAAUGUUUCCAGUCCAAAGCACUGAACAACUUGGUGCAUAAAGGUGAUUCCGAUUACCGUAAAUGUCUAGAAGAACUUUCUGACAGUAUGAGCUGUUAGACAGCAGAAUGGACUCCCUCAGAAAGUGAUGGACUCUCCUUCCUUGGGGGUUUUUAACCAGAGGUGGGAUGGCCAUUUGUCAUGGAUGCUUUUUUUGAAAUUCCUGCAUUGCAGGGGAUUGGACUAGAAGACCCUUGGGGUCUCAUCAAAUUCUACAAUUCUAAAUACUUUAAGAACACUUCUUUCUGUAGAGUCCUGCCCCAGAGUUAAGACUGCUGGAAAGGCUCUCCCUAGCAUCCAUUCAAUAGGUGUUAUACAUCAGAAGACUACAUGCCUUCUCCAUUGCAGCACCCUGGCUUUGUAAUCCUUUAAACUUGAAAUUCAUUCAACAUUCACACUGUUAAUAUUUAGACAUGACUAUUGAUGUAAGUAUUUUGAGGUUCCCACUGAUGUUCAGUGGAAUUUGGUUUGAUAUUUUCACUAAGUUUUUGUAUUUGAUUAUAUUAACAUUGUUAUUUUAUUGUUACCUGUCUCAAGAUCUUUGGAUUCAAUGCAGGAUACAAAUCAUCAAAUAAAUAAAUAAAAUUUAUGCAAACUUGCU
Podarcis lilfordi (Lilford's wall lizard) is the source of this 6247-nucleotide messenger RNA. NCBI's taxonomy places the organism in Eukaryota, Metazoa, Chordata, Lepidosauria, Squamata, Lacertidae. The record is from the annotation of a GenBank genome assembly.